GCGCCGAGGCCAAGGGAGAGUGAGCAAUCGAGGUUUGAAUAAUCCUAGGAGAAAGACGGCCGGGUGGAUUUGAGGUGCAGUCUCGGAGGGAGGGAUUAGGAGCCGCUGGACUUUCUUUUCUUUCCUCCCUUCUUAGUAGAACGGAGUCCGAAUUAAUUGGAUUUCAUUCACCCUGGAGGAACAAAACUGUCUGGGCAGCUUCAUUCAGAGAGAUUCAUUGACACCGAGAACGAGCGGCUGCAGCCGGGUGCAGAGGGAACCGCCGGCUUCACUUCGGUCUCGCCUGCCCCAACCGCUAUCCCGGCUUGGGAAGGGCGAGGUGGACUCCAACCCCGCUCCGAGAGCGGCGGCUUCCCGCGGCGCGCUCGGCUUCUGCCUGCCCCGAGGGGCGUCUGAUAGGCACUCCGCCCUCUCCGGCAGCUCGACCCCCAUGAUAGAUACGCUCAGACCCGUGCCCUUCGCGUCGGAAAUGGCGAUCAGCAAGACGGUGGCGUGGCUCAACGAGCAGCUGGAGCUGGGUAACGAGCGGCUGCUGUUGAUGGACUGCCGGCCGCAGGAGCUGUACGAGUCGUCCCAUAUCGAGUCCGCCAUCAACGUGGCCAUCCCGGGGAUCAUGCUGCGGCGCCUGCAGAAGGGCAACCUGCCGGUGCGCGCGCUAUUCACGCGCGGCGAGGACCGGGACCGCUUCACCCGGCGCUGCGGCACCGAUACCGUGGUGCUCUACGAUGAGAGCAGCAGCGACUGGAACGAGAAUACGGGCGGCGAGUCGGUGCUCGGGCUGCUGCUCAAGAAGCUCAAGGACGAGGGAUGCCGGGCGUUCUACCUGGAAGGUGGUUUCAGUAAGUUCCAAGCCGAGUUCGCCCUGCACUGCGAGACUAAUCUAGACGGCUCGUGUAGCAGCAGCUCGCCACCGUUGCCAGUGCUGGGGCUCGGGGGCCUGCGGAUCAGCUCCGACUCCUCCUCGGACAUUGAGUCUGACCUUGACCGAGACCCCAAUAGUGCAACGGACUCGGAUGGCAGCCCGCUGUCCAACAGUCAGCCUUCUUUCCCUGUGGAGAUCUUGCCCUUCCUCUAUUUGGGGUGUGCCAAGGACUCCACUAACCUGGACGUGUUGGAGGAGUUUGGCAUCAAGUACAUCUUGAACGUCACCCCCAACUUGCCGAAUCUCUUUGAGAAUGCAGGAGAGUUCAAAUACAAGCAGAUCCCCAUCUCGGAUCACUGGAGCCAAAACCUGUCCCAGUUUUUCCCUGAGGCCAUUUCUUUCAUAGAUGAAGCCCGGGGCAAAAACUGUGGCGUCCUGGUGCAUUGCUUAGCUGGCAUCAGCCGCUCGGUCACUGUGACUGUGGCUUACCUUAUGCAGAAGCUCAAUCUGUCGAUGAAUGAUGCUUAUGACAUUGUGAAGAUGAAGAAAUCCAACAUCUCUCCCAACUUCAACUUCAUGGGCCAGCUCCUGGACUUCGAGAGGACGCUGGGACUGAGCAGCCCCUGUGACAACCGCGUCCCCACACAGCAGCUCUAUUUCACCACGCCCUCCAACCAGAAUGUCUACCAGGUGGACUCUCUGCAAUCCACGUGAAGGGCCCCCCCCCGCAACUGGGAUGUGUCCAGUCGAUCUUUAGCAGUUUCUCUCAGCAGCAUCCGCCAGGCUGCUUUCUUUGUAUGUGGCCCCAGGUGUCAACAGGACACCAGCUGUCUGUAUUAGACAAGGUUACCACGUAUGGAAUUGGUUAUUCCCAAGGGAGAGAUUUGCUCCCUUCCUGUUGGAAGAACAGGACCCUCUGUAUAGAUAGAGGCAGUAGGUUUGCUCCACACCCCUGUGUACAGCCUACCCCUGCAGGGACUGGGAUUCGAGGACUUCCAGGUACAUAGGGUAGGACCAAAUGGUAGGGUAGGAGCAUGUGUUCUUUAGGGCCUUGUAUGACUGUUUCUUUUGCGUCUGGAACUGAUUCUAUAUUGUCUUCAGUGAAGACCGAUUCAAUUUUGCAUAUAGAGGAGCCAAAGAGAGGUUUCAGCUCUGUAUUUGUAGUA
Molecule: messenger RNA, 2028 nt
Organism: Budorcas taxicolor (takin)
Lineage: Eukaryota; Metazoa; Chordata; Mammalia; Artiodactyla; Bovidae
Gene: DUSP6
Product: dual specificity phosphatase 6
Exons: 3
Coding region: 431-1576 (381 amino acids)
Biological process (GO): regulation of heart growth; negative regulation of ERK1 and ERK2 cascade; protein dephosphorylation
Cellular component (GO): cytoplasm; cytosol
Molecular function (GO): MAP kinase tyrosine/serine/threonine phosphatase activity; protein tyrosine/threonine phosphatase activity
Source: RefSeq, a predicted model, not a curated record